AUGCUGGAAUUGGUAGAAUUUGUGCAGAGUUUAGUUUUCGUUGCUAACGGUCUAAAUGUGAAAUUGGCAGAGGCGAUUACUGGCAUCAGGCAUCAGUGUUUCUUCUCAAUGGCAGAAGCUUGGGCCGAAUUGGAAAGCGAUCCAGGUCUUUUUACUCUCUUGCUGAAAGACUUUGGUGUGCAGGAUGUCGAGGUUGAAGAAGUUUACGAUCUACAUUCACCGUUAGAAGGACCAUCAUAUGGAUUCAUAUUUUUGUUCAAAUGGCUGGGGAACACUCGGCGAAGCCGUCAUGGCAGCUUUGGUCUCUCUACCAAACCGAACCAGCUGGUAACGGAUGAAGCGACGCUGAACUCGAUGUUUUUUGCCAAGCAGUGUUUGUUUUUUUAUAACGUACCAAAUUCUUGUGCGACGUACGCGUUGCUGAACAUCCUGCUGAACCAGGAGAACGUUAACCUUGGCGAAACCUUGCUGUCGUUGAAAGAAGAAACGCGCGGCUUGAAUCCAGAGAAUUUCGGAAGAUACGGGAACUGCUUCCGGCGUCACCACCACGAAGAAACGUUUCAUUUCGCCAGCUACCUUCCCAUCAAUGGUCAUCUUUAUGAGCUGGACAGUCUCAAGGCAUACCCAGUCGAUCACGGUGUCAUUCCCGAAUCCAUGGAGUGGACCCAGUUUUUUCAACAGAUCAUCCUCGACCGCUUUUCGUUCCUCAACCUCGAAAACAAUGAAGAGGAGAUUCGUUACAACCUCAUGACGCUUGUGCCCUGUAAACUGAAGAUCUGUCAGCAACGGAUGGAAAUUCUUACGGUUAAUCAACGCAUCUUGUGGACUGUACUUGAGAACAUGGCCAACUUCUCUUCUACCGGAUCUAUUUCUUUACCAGCGGUGCGGGUUAGCACGCGGUCGAUGAACGCUGAUGAUAAGCAUCAGAGGUUGGUCAACUACGUUAACGCCGUCCUGGCCAUGGCCACGACCGAAUUUGGCCCCAAGCCUUUGGAUAAUAGCUCAGUUUCUUUGCGUGUCGGCGCCCGUGGCAAACACAAUGACCUCAGUGCGGAAUCUGUGUUCACCACAAAGAUUAUCCAUUAUGAGGACCUGGCACCGCUUAUCAAGGACGUCGAAGAAGAGAUUCGCAACGUAAGGUUCAUCAUAAAAGAGUUGGAGUACCGUGCAAAACGGUACGAAAUCGAUGAUCAGCGCCGAGUACACGACUAUGACCCGUUCAUUCGCACGUUCCUGUCGAUGUUGACUUCGCAGAAGUCGAAUUCGUCCUGA
Molecule: messenger RNA, 1272 nt
Organism: Soboliphyme baturini
Lineage: Eukaryota; Metazoa; Nematoda; Enoplea; Dioctophymatida; Soboliphymatidae
Source: the annotation of a GenBank genome assembly